Messenger RNA from Durusdinium trenchii, 402 nucleotides. Lineage: Eukaryota; Dinophyceae; Suessiales; Symbiodiniaceae. The record is from the annotation of a GenBank genome assembly.
AUGCUUCGGAAGGGAAAGGAGAUCGCCUUGCAAGCGAAGGAGUCCACCAAUUUCCUGGUGAACUCCUUGCGCGCCAAGUACAGUUCCUGGAGCGAAGGAGGCAGUUAUCCAUCUGACCUUCCGUCUGGCCAGCCUUUCAGGCCAAGUGGGCAGCUGGUGAGCGGCCAAGUGGUGAGCGGCCAAGUGGUGAGCGGCCAAGUGGUGGGCUCCAACUUUGGUGGAUUCGAGGCUGGGGGAUACGGCGCCAAAGAUUGGCCAUCUCAAACAUCCAAUGGGUGGCCCUCGUUCGUGCCUUGGAUGCUGCAGGAAGUGCACAGCCAGCCUCGCUCGCCAUGGGAUACUGCUGAGGUUCGGAGAACACAGCCGCUGGAACAUCGGAGUGGCCGCAGCCCUUGGAGCUGA